Spinacia oleracea (spinach) is the source of this 1817-nucleotide messenger RNA. Its product is annotated as BEL1-like homeodomain protein 8. The record is from RefSeq and is a predicted model, not a curated record. The transcript has 9 exons. Gene Ontology annotation, molecular function: DNA binding. Gene Ontology annotation, biological process: regulation of DNA-templated transcription. NCBI's taxonomy places the organism in Eukaryota, Viridiplantae, Streptophyta, Magnoliopsida, Caryophyllales, Amaranthaceae. The coding region runs from base 1 to 981 and encodes 326 amino acids.
AUGGCGGAAGGGAUGGAAAAUGGCGGCAGAAAAUGUGGUUGUUGCAGAGGUGCCGCAAAGGAGAGAGAAAAGCAGGACAUGAGGGGUAAAAGGGAAGAAGGAACGAGGAGGAAAAACUACAAUGUAAAGGGAAGGAUAGAAGCUUCGGUUCUCACAAGUCACCAUCAAUCAUCCUCUCUCAAGAUCAAUUCGAGUAGUACGUUCAUCAUCUCCAGUAAUUCAUCAUCUCACAAGCGCGCAAUAACUGCUGGUUUACUACGCAAAGCGAACACAGCAAACAAGGUUUAUAAAAGAUAUAAACUGUACUGCCAACAAAUGCAAUCAGUUGUUACAUCAUUUGAAUCUGUCGCGAGCCUUGGAAAUGCUGCCCCAUUUUUAUGCUUUGUUGUUAGAGCCAUGUUUAGGCAGUUCCAGUGCUUAAAGAAUGCCAUUCUGGAUCAAAUUCGCGUCACUAGUAAAGCUUUUGGUAAUGUAGACGCCAGGAGAUAUUCUACUCCAAGUUCCUGCUCAGACGACAAAGGUCUAACUUCUAACUUUCUUCAACAUCCUGUGUGGCGAUCCCAAAGAGGAUUUCCUGAUAAGACAGUUAUUGUUUUGAGAAAUUGGCUAUUUAAUCUUACUGAUUCUGACAAACAAAUGUUGGCGGAGAAGACCGGCCUAUCAAGAAGUCAGGUAUCUAACUGGAUCACCAGUGCAAGAGUGAGGCUGUGGAAGUCGUUGGUGGAUGAAAUGCACGCGCUUGAGAGACUGAAACUAUUUGCAAGUAAACAGGAGAAUCCAAAGCUCCAUUGUGCAGCAGCUCAAAGUGAAGAUGAUCCUGAAACAGAAACGGGAUAUCCAGAAUCAUAUCACUUUGAGCUCAAAGUGAACAGGAGAAUCCAGAGCUCCAUUGUGCAGCAGCUCACAGUGAAGAUGAUCCUGAAACAGAAACGAGAUAUCCAGAAACAGAUCACUUUGAAUUUCAGAAUGACGCGGAACUAAAAACUGAAAGUAAACAGGAGAAUGGCAUCGUGUCACUUGUCAAAGGAGAAGAGUUACGUUCUGCAACAGCUCAAACUGAAGAUGAUCGUGAUACAGAAAAGAACAAUCAAGGAUCGGAUAACUUUGAAUAUCAAUAUGAUGUGAAACUAAAAACUGGGAUGCAGACCACUGAUUUAGGCAAUAAUCACGAGAGGGAGAAGAAGAAAAACGGUGCACAUAUCCUUAAUUUAAGUGAUGAUGAGAGAGUGAAGAAGAGAGUCAGAAGAUAUGCACCUGUAGAAACAGAACAAAAUGAAUGGUAUUGUAUGGGUGCACUUGGAGACAUCAGGGGACCCUAUAAAAUGUCAAUGCUCAAGCAAUAGAAUGAAUUAGCUGCUCCAUUUGCUAACAAGUUCAAAGUUUGGAAGAUAGGCCAGUGUGAAAAAGAUAGAGUGCCGUUGCCAGAUGCUUGUCGCUUAGUCUCCACAAUUAGCACUAGCCUGCUUUCUCUCUUUCUUCAAGCACAAGAAGUUCGCACUAGCCCUUCUUUCAGAAGCAGAAGCAAUUGGCAGAAUAUGGAGUACAUGUAUCAAAUAGUUUUACUUGGAUUACAAAGUAUUAGAAAUAUGGAAGAGAUAUUUUCUCCAAACCCGUACACUCAAGAGAAGAUCGAUGAUGUUCGAGAAAAAUGGCGUAGAUACUUUAUUAGUAGUUGUUUGUAGUCAUUUUCUAGUUUUCAGAGAUAAAAAUUAAACUAUAACAAAUUGUAGGUUAUUUUUUGGAAUACAAUUAUUUAUACUUGUUGAACCAACUUUCUUGUUUGAAUUAAUACAAAUAUAUUUUCGCAAUUCUACAAA